Messenger RNA from Musa acuminata AAA Group (dessert banana), 2022 nucleotides. Its product is annotated as protein translation factor SUI1 homolog. Lineage: Eukaryota; Viridiplantae; Streptophyta; Magnoliopsida; Zingiberales; Musaceae. The record is from RefSeq and is a predicted model, not a curated record. Gene Ontology annotation, biological process: translational initiation. Gene Ontology annotation, molecular function: translation initiation factor activity; RNA binding. The transcript has 5 exons. Bases 1214 to 1720 code for a protein of 168 amino acids.
UUUGUUCUUGAUCUUGUUGGUUCUUGAUUUCUUGUCCUUAGGCUUUUAUCAGCAUCAAUUUUAGGGUUUCUUGGAAAUCGAAGUGGUUUUUAUUGGACAAGUGGGUUUCUUUUCAUUAGCAAUCGUUUUGUCGCGAUCUCUCUGCUGAUUAUGCGGUCAAAUUUCUUUGGAAAAUCGGUUUCUUUUUCUUUGUAUUCCCCUCCGUUGAAUUGUAGAUCUUUAAACUGUUCAUACUAUUCUUAAAAUGGCGUUCUUUUAGAUGGAAACGGCUGAGCGGAUAUGAUUGAUUUGAAAAAUAAUCAUUGUUGUUAUUGUUUAUUUGGGAAAUCUUCGUACUUCAUAUGAUUUAGCUAAAGAAAAGGCGAAAACUUUCUAGUUAAUUGACGAUGAUCUACGUCUGAGAUGCCAUUCCUGCUUUUUUAGUUGUGGAUUCUUUUGAUCUUUAAUCUUGAUUUUGUUUAUUCGUGAAGAAUAAAAAAACAUUUAGUAUAGAAACCUUGCGUUGUAUUAUUAAUUCUAGAGAUCUCCAAUUUGAAUUAGGAGAGGAAGAAGCUUAAUGGGGUUUUAAGAAAUCUUCGUAAGAAUUGAAUCUUGUACAAUUGGUCUUGAUUUGCAAUUUUGAGUAUUUCUAGCGUUGCAUUUUAAUUGGAGCCGAUGGAUUUAUGGUCUUACAAUCUUGCAAUUGUCAUCCCGCCUGUCGAUUUGAAGUUUCAGGAGAUAAUCUUUUGCUUUAAUUUCUAUAUUUAUUCUUUUGCACUCAAGAUUUUGGGGGGCUUAAUUGAACCGAUGUUGUUACCACUUUAAUUUGUUCACGUAUAGUUUGAGCUUUGUUUAUCCAACCUUCUGAUAGACCUAUAUGGAUGGAGCAAAUUAGCUGUCCAUCUUGUAGUUAUUACGAUACUUAGCUUCUAUGGGAAGAAUUGAAUUCUUUCUUUCUUUUCUCUAUUAAUAAAUUUAUAUUCUUGUUCACUUUUGGGGAUUUUGAUAAGCUUUUAGGGAAUUUAGCAUUCAGUUGUUGGCUCAGAAAUAUUAAUUUGACAGUAUCCCUUUUAUCAGCGAAACUAGAAUGUGGCGGUCACGAGAGCUUUAUUGAGCUCUCAAGUAGUUCUAAUGUUGUUAAUGUUCACAUCAGAACUUUAUUUCUGUUGAGUUGUUAAUGCAUUGUUAAAUAUUUGACCUUUUUUCUUUCCUAGGAUGACUGAAUAUUUUCUGUAUGCUUGUCAAGAUGGAGCUACAUUUUCAACAUAUUAACUAUGUGAUGCAAUGCCUGUUCAAUGAUCUUGAAAAGCCUGAGAUUAAAUGCCUGUUCAAUGCUUCAAGUGAUCAGCGGGGAAGUAUAUUUGUUUGUUUUCUUCAGUUCUCAACUGUUAAAGAGUUCAUGUCUGAUCUGGACGUCCAGCUCCCCACUGCUUUUGACCCGUUUGCCGAAGCAAAUGCUGACGACUCUGGUGCUGGUGCAAAGGAAUACGUGCAUGUGCGGGUACAACAGCGGAACGGCAGGAAGAGUUUAACCACCGUGCAAGGAUUGAAAAAGGAGUUCAGUUAUAACAAGAUCUUGAAGGACCUGAAGAAGGAGUUCUGUUGCAAUGGUACUGUCGUCCAAGAUCCAGAGUUAGGGCAGGUUAUUCAACUCCAAGGUGAUCAGCGAAAGAAUGUGUCUAACUUUCUUAGUCAGACCGGCAUAGUGAAGAAGGAAUACAUCAAGAUUCAUGGUUUCUGAGUCCAUGCUUGUUUAGCUAUCCGAGCAGUGUGUGACAUUUGGUAGCUUGUUUCUGCUUUGUUUGCUUGAUACCUGAACUCUCAAGACAUCCGAAUAAGAUGGAAUAUUUGAAAGGAACCUUAUCCACAUUAAGAGAAGUGUAUUUGUUCGUGUUGGAUCAUCGCUUGUGUAUAAGAGGCCUCAAUUUUCUUUAGUAUAAAUGUAUAAUUCUAAGUCUCAAUGUGAUUCCAAUAUGCGCAAAACAUUUUUUGGGUUGUACAAUCGUCACAAAGAGUGUAUUUGAAAGGGAACUCUUUUUCUUC